AACCAAAGUGUAAAGAACUAUAAUCCCUAAAAAAAGAAAACAUAAAAUCAUGUCGAAAGUGAAGAACUUAUUGGCCAAAAUGCUGCAGCGUUUUGGCAAAAACCACUCAAAUGCCGACAGUCAGCGAUACGACAGCCUGGAGGAGAUUGCCCAGAACCAGGCCAACGAGAGGAUGCUGAGGGAAACCCAGGGGGGAAUGGAGGAGGAGCACCUGGUCAUCUGCCUGGAGACGGCGGCCGGCAGCUUCUAUUGGCACUCGCAGUAGCAACAGCAACAACAAGGAGGAGGAGCAGCAGCAACAGCAGCAAUCUAAGUGGAAUGAUUGCUGAGAACCAAAUUAUCAGCUAUAACAAUUGCUGGCAAAAGUCAACAACGGCAAUUAUAGUAAACACAGAAGCGGCAGCAGCAGCAACUCAAGUUGCAACAGGAGCAACAGCAGCAAUUAUUAUUGCAAUGUCAACAGCAGCAUCUCAAAAAGCAUCUCCAAAAAUUCAGAG
Messenger RNA from Drosophila takahashii, 497 nucleotides. RefSeq names its product Enhancer of split m6, Bearded family member (gene E(spl)m6-BFM). NCBI's taxonomy places the organism in Eukaryota, Metazoa, Arthropoda, Insecta, Diptera, Drosophilidae. The record is from RefSeq and is a predicted model, not a curated record.